CGGAGGUCAGAUCUCGCGAGGCCUGCUCUGUCUCGCGAUAACUAAGUUGAGCCAGCCGCUGCCUUGGCUACCAGGCUCCUCAAGAGGCAGCUUUUGUAGUGGAGCUACGGAGGCCGGGUUGCCCGGUUACGGGAAAAUAUUGAAGAAGCUUGGAGUAACACGAGUCAGAGUAAUAAAGGAUCUGCAGGAAAUCCCUCAAGACAGUUGUCUUAGGAAAAGAAGAAUUUAUAGACUUCAUCAAGAUCUUCAUUUACGCAACUGUUAACUUGAAGGCUAUCGUGGUGAAACCAUGAAUAAAAAUACAUCUGCUGUAGCAUCAUCCAGUCUACUUGAAAAAGAUCCUGCCUUUCAGAUGAUUACAGUUACCAAGGAAACAGGCCUUGGUCUGAAGAUCCUUGGAGGAAUUAACCGAAAUGAAGGUCCCUUUGUGUAUAUUCAGGAAAUCAUUCCUGGAGGAGACUGUUACAAGGAUGGACGUUUGAAGCCAGGAGAUCAACUUGUCUCAAUAAACAAGGAAUCUAUGAUUGGCGUAUCAUUUGAAGAAGCAAAAAGCAUAAUUACCAGAGCCAAGUUGAGGUCAGAAUCUGCUUGGGAGAUAGCAUUCAUAAGACAAAAAUCUGAUGGCAGUCAUCCAGAAAAUCCAUCAUGCACAUCCCUUUUACAAACUUCAGGAGAAUAUGGACCUCAGGCCUCAAUGUUUAGUCUUCUUUCUUCUCCCCCUGAAAUACUAAUUCCAAAGAUCUCAUCCACUUCCAAAACUACAGAUGCCUUUUCACCUUCCUUUAAGAUAAAUCAGUUAAAAACUGGAUACAAGAAAACAGAACAGCCUCCAGUUGCUUCUUCAGACAACAGCCCUACGAAUACGUCUAAUACAGAUACUGCCCCUGUCUGGACUGAUAAUUAUGGACCACAAGGAAAGAAGAUUUCUCUAAAUCCCUCUGUUCGCCUGAAGGCAGAGAAACUGGAAAUGGCUCUAAAUUAUCUUGGUAUUCAGCCCACAGAGGAACAACACCAAGCCCUGAGACAGCAAGUGCAAGUAGAUCCAAAGGGGACGGUGUCUUUUGGAGAUUUUGUCCAGGUUGCCAGAAACUUGUUUUGCUUGCAGUUGGAUGAAGUGAAUGUUGGUGCACAUGAAAUUUCCAACACAUUAGAUACACAGCUUCCUCCUUAUGAUUCCUUAGAAGCUGAUAAAAUGGAAAGGCUUAAGCGUGAAAGAAAUGAUGCUUUGGAAGAACUGAAUACACUUAAGGAAAAAUUAUCUGAAUCAGAAAGGCAAAGGAAACAGUUGACAGAAGAACUCCAAAAUGUGAAACAAGAAGCCAAAGCUGUAGCUGAAGAAACAAGAGCCCUGCGAAGUCGGAUUCAUCUUGCCGAAGCUGCACAGAGACAGGCGCGUGGAAUGGAAAUGGACUAUGAAGAAGUGAUCCGUCUGUUAGAGGCUGAGAUUACAGAGCUAAAGGCUCAGCUUGCUGAUUAUUCUGACCAAAAUAAAGAAAGUGUUCAGGAGUUGAGAAAGAGAAUCACAGUGCUUGACUGCCAAUUGCGAAAGUCAGAAAUGGCUCGAAAAACUUUUGAGACAUCCACUGAAAAGCUUCUUCAUUUUGUAGAGGCUAUUCAAGAAGUAUUUUCUGAUAAUUCUGCUUUAUCAACUUUAAGUGAAAGAAGAGCUGCGCUGGCUUCUCAGACGUCCCUCAAGCCAUGGGGGAGGGGUGGCCGUAGCACCCCAGCCACGCUGGCGCUGGCGUCUAAGGAGCUCGUCGAGUCUGUCCGUGCCAUCCUUGAUGUAGACUAUCUACCUUACGGGUGGGAGGAAGCUUACACAGCAGAUGGAAUCAAGUACUUCAUCAAUCACGUAACACAGACUACAUCCUGGAUCCAUCCUGUGAUGAGUGCACUGAACCUGUCUUGCUCAGAGGAGAAUGAAGAGGAUUGCUCCAGAGAACUUCCUGACCAGAAGAGUUAAUAGUUUUCUGUAGGAGGUUGAGCGCCAUGGUCUUCUAGCAUCUCAGUCCACGCAGAUGACUCUGAGACUCAAUGGUCUAAAAUAGGAGUAAAACAUACUAUUUAUUGAAGUUGUGAAAAUGGAGACUCUGGAUUUAGCCUAUUUUUGUAAAACUUUUUGAUAUAACUGUAUACAUUUAUUCACGAGGUCAGUUGCCACUAUAGUAGUUCUUUAAGAAUAAUCUAGUCAUAUUUUUUUGAAAUCAUAUGUAACUAGUUUUUUGUAUUAUGUAUACUUUUUCAUAUGUAAUUAGAUAUUUGUAAUUUUAUAUACAAUUCUUUAUAGUGUAUCUGAUAUAAUGAUUUUUAUAACUAAGACUUACGUUGGAAAAUUAUAUGAACAUAGUGAAACACUUCAUUUAUUUGAUAAUUCACCAACCUUUUAUAUUUGUAUGAUAGGAAAGUGAUUUAAGAAAGCUGUUGGUGUUUUUUAAAGAACACAGUUAGACAGCUAUCUCACAGGCUACUGAAUACAGUCUGCAUUUUUAUGGGGCUUUCUAAUUUACAUAAUGCUUUUCAGACCCUGUUUUAUUUAAACCAUAUAACACGCCUGUGAGGCACAUCCAGUGGGUAAUUUCUAUUCUUGUUUUUCAGUUAGGGAAAUAGUGGUUCAGAGAAAUGAGGCGCCUUGUCCUGGAGCCGAAACCCAUACCUAAAUCUUCUGAUUCCACGCCCAGGCCUCUUUCCACUGCACCCUGCUGUCCCAGCAGAGGGAGGUUACAGCCCAGCACGCAGGGCACCGUGGUUCUGUUGAUGCAGCUGAGCUCCACAGCUGUGCACUACGGUGGCCGCAGAGAUUCAGAAGGCACCUUGAGUUAAACAUGACCCCCACAUAACCCCACUGUUCUCCUAUAAACCCAACCCCCUUCUUCACCCCAAACCCUCCCCAGGUAAGAGCAUGGUUUUGUGAAUUUUCAACGGGCUUCUUGCAGCUGCUCGCAUUCUCCCGAAGUAAAAGGGUUGGCUCACAUCAGGGAAUCUCCCUGCUUAGGUUGCCCUUGCCAGAAGGAGCAGUUGAGGAGAGGUGAUGAGAAGAGGGGCACCCAGACUCUCCUCUGUUAUUAAAGGAGAGACAUCCUUGGACUCUUCUGCUGUGAGUCCAAGGCUGGCCUCAUUAUUGCUGAUAUCACCCUUCAAAUUAAUUAUACUUUUGAUCUUAUUUUAUUUUACAGUAAGGAUGUUACUAGACAGUUUCUUUCAGUAAUAAGCCAUUGACUUGGAGUGCUAAAGAUUUUCUCUCAGUUUAAUGAUUAAAGCCUGGAGCUAAGAAAUGGGAGGGUGGAAUGGGGAGAACAUCAUUUUAAAUGUCCUGGGCGUUAGGUACCAACUGAAUAAUAAAAAGGCACUUAUUCUUAUCCAAAGUUUUAUUUUUAGGUAAUAUACUUAGAAAGUAAGAGUCAUUCAUCAGAAUCCCUGUUCCAAAACCAUACCUGGUAACAUUGGGAAGCCAUUGUUUGUCACUCUGGCCUAUUCUUUUCUCUCUCCCGGCCCAUCACUAAUAUUCCUCCUUCUUCUUAUCCUCCUCUCCUCUUCCCUCCCUUCUCUUGCUCUCCUUCUCUCCCCACCUCUGAAGUACAAAUAGGAAAACAACACAGAACUUUGAGGAACCUUGGGGAUCAUCAGAUUCAGUGAUUUACAAACAUUUUCUGCUGAAAAAGACUCAUUUUUCAAAUGACUUCUUAUGCAGAAUCCCAAUAUAUAUUAACAGAUUUAAAUAUAUAUAUAUAUUGCUGCUCUGCUUGAAACAAGGCCUGGAGCCCAAUGAAAGCAGCCCCCAGCACUGCUGUGCAAACCUGGGCUCCUCAGGAUGUCGAGUAAGAAUCAUCAGUCCUAAUUGUUUAUACAGUGAGACAGUUAGUGGCCAGGGCAAGAUUAGACCUAGAUCCUAAGUCUCCUGGUCUAUUAAAUUUCAUAUGGCAUAUAAUAUAGAUGUCUCUCAUAAAUAUAUGUAUACAUUGUGUUCAUCCAUACAUUUCUGACGAUAUGUAGGAUUUAUAAUUUAUGUCUUGAAUUAAAUAGCAAGGUCACAUCAGACUGGUAGUCACCCAUUAGCCCCGAGAAAAGUUUCAGAAUGGCUGGAGAAGACUUGUGUUUCACCUGACAGCUCGUUGAAUAUUAGGAAGCUUUAACAAGACAAGUUUUAAGAGAAGCCCCUGAGGGAGCUCCUUCCUUGUAUCCCCCAGAGGUGAGAUUCUCAAACACCUGAAGUUACUUUUAUAAGUUCGUAUGUAUAAUUGUGAAAGUACAGACUUUUCGUUGUUGCCAAAUUAAUGGUAUGAAAUUUCCUUCCCCAUUCUGAGAGUGUUUUUCUCAUUUGUUUCUAGUGAGGAAACACGGAGGAGAUGUGACUAGAGUCACUUGAGAUCAAGGUCCUCGGGCACACAUUUCACUGACAGACACCUCAUAUGUUAACUUUGCUGUUUUGUGCCACUUUACUCUCUGCUUCUGUCAAAUACCUAAUGAAAAAGGCCUAUAAAAAUUGUAAUAUUUAUUAAGCAUUUUGCGCCAUACAUUAUGAUUAGCAGUUUACGUAUGUUAUUUCAUUAUCGUCUUAAAACAACCCAUGAGGCAGGAAUUAUAAUUACCUUAUUUUGUGAAGGAGAAACUUAGGUUUAGAGAGAGUUGCUAAUCUUUGCUUUACAGUCACACAGCACCUACAUGUAGAAGCUGGGUUUAAGGCAGGUCCCACAGAGCCAGUUUUGUGCAGAGCUUAGAUUUCAUUGUGUGUGAUUCUAAGGGCGGAGCUGGGAUCUGCGGGUUAAUUUUACAAAGAGGCAGGUUCCGGUGCAGUGAAAUAAGGAACUUUCUGGUAGUUAGUGCUCAGGAAGAAUUUCCCUGAGGAGAAUGUGGAAGCCCUGUUCCAGGUGGCGUUCAGUCAAUCUGAACUCCUUGCUAUAGGAAUGUUGCUGAGGAUGUUCAGCGUCUGAAUUGGCUGGAACCAUUUGAGCAGUCUCUGAAAUCCUUUCCUCUUUAUGCUUCUGUGGCCUCUAAACCAACAGAUAAAUGCCCUAAGAGAUGCUCAAAGAAAUAUAUGGUGGGGACUCAUUAAGAAUUUUUUUCCAUUGCAGAACAAACCCCAAGUUAUUAUUUGGUGAGUUGACGUUUACAUAGCUAAUCUUUCUUUAAUAUAAAUCAACCCUAUCAACAUGGUCACUGUAAACUCUUCUCCAUUGACCUACUGACUCCAAUUUUAGGGUUAGAACAAUGUUCUCAGUGUUCUAUUGUCCUUCCAUCUUAUACUAAAGAGCAACCAGGUUUUGCCAUCUUUAUUCAUUCUCAGAAUAUUUCCUGAGCACCAACAGUGAGCCAAGGAAGCGCUGUGUUCGGCACUAUGGUGAAGUCAGCCAAUUAGCUUGCCACUUCCUGGGUUCUGCUUAUUGUUGGUAGAGAGUAGAAAGCUCCUCAGGUGGCCAGAAUUGAGCAGCUCCUCUUAAAUUUUUGAACUUUAAAAACAUCUAUUUCUAUUUAAAAAAAUCAAGUAGUAUAGCAUUGAAAAAAGUAAAAAAAGAAAAAGAAAAAAAAAAUAGCCCAUCUCAGUUUCCAGAGAUAGCUAAUAUUAAUCACUAAUAUUUGAUGAGAAUUUUCACUUUAAGGAAGUCAUACUAUUAAGCAGCUUUCUUUUGACUUAAUUUACCGUGGUCAUUAUUAUUUUUAUGUGAAUACAUAGGUUAAUGUUUUAUUUCAAAUGUCUGGAUAAAAUACUACCCAAAUAACUCAUAAUUUCUGUAGCCAGCAAUCUGUCUAUGGACACUUAGGCCGUUCGAAGUUUUCUUCUGUUACUAGCAAUGUCACAGUGAAACUUCUUAUAUUUAAAUUUUUAUAUUCAUUAAAUCCUUUUCCUCAUAUACCUGUCUUGUGCCAACAUGUCUAUAGUGGGAAUACAUUCAUGACGGUAAAUUGCUAUGUCAAAGAUAUGCUCAUUCUAAUUUUGGAAGGUAUUCAUAAAUUUUCCUCCGUAAAAAUAGAACCAAUUUACAUUACCACCAAUAGUAUAUAACAGCCUCUUUUCUUUAUAUUACAGGACUUGUUUUGGUCCUAAGACUGCCAAUAAUGUUUCCAGUUGUUUUUGUCUUCGGAAAAGUAACCUUCUUUCAUCAUUGCCUAAGGACCUGAACUUUUUCAUUAUUAGGUUUCAGUUAAUUGUCCUGCAGCAGCAGAGACUGACUCGCUGUGUAGAGAGGAGUCUGGCGGUGAUGAAUUCACUGUCAAACACAUUGGUGCUCUCAGCUUUUUACCUGAAAAUAUUGACCUUUCCUACUUUAUGUAUAACUGUGAUGAGGACCAACUUUUAAGUGAUAGCCCUUGGAAAAGUACAAGGCACAAUGCAAACUGACCUACAAGUUUUUUGAGCCUCAGUUUCCCCAUCUGUAUAAGGAGGAUAGUAAUACCCUGUCUCUUUCCAAAUCAGUUCAAUUCAGCAACCAUUUCCUGAGCACCUGCUAAAUGCCAGCCAGACAAGAUGCAAGGCUGUGAAGUGACCACACUAAGUGGUACUGGUUCCCAAAUCAAGAAGCUCAUAAUCUAAAACCUUUUUCCUUUCUUUUCUUUCUUUUUUGUUUUCUUUUCUUGCAAAAAUCUUUUAUUUUUUCCUGAAAGGAGUAAGAAGUUAGGGGUUUGUUUAGUAAGAACCCCUUGAAGAGAGGCCCUUUAUCACUCUCUGAAACUUAAAUAAUUCCAAAAUAAUAUUAACAACACCCCUCGACUAGAAAUGAAAAGAAACAUACUGUAUGAAGGACCUCUCCAAUAAUAAAUGCAAAGCAGCUGUAAAAAUAUAGAGUCAAAUGAUACUUUCAUAAAAUGUUUUCAAAAUUAGAAAAUAUUAUUCUUUAGGGGGAAACGGGACAUUUUUAUUUUCUCUGCUAAGUACAAUGCAAUUUUUUCAAGGGUCAGCAAACCUGAAUUUUACAAUUUAUAGAACAGAAAGAACUGAGCUAACUUUAAAACUCUACUAAAACUGAUGUACUCUACUACGUAUAAUUUUGGAGAUGAUGAAAAGAACUUUAAACAGACUAUGCCUAUGGAGCUUAACUUUAGAAAUAAAAUACCCAAGAUGUUUUAACCACAGCUAUCCACAUAUAGUUUCAUUGUACCUGCAUGAUGAUUAUGUAAAUAUUAAAUGCAAUUCUGUA
Pteropus alecto (black flying fox) is the source of this 7130-nucleotide messenger RNA. RefSeq names its product syntaxin binding protein 4 (gene STXBP4). Lineage: Eukaryota; Metazoa; Chordata; Mammalia; Chiroptera; Pteropodidae. Bases 290 to 1963 code for a protein of 557 amino acids. The record is from RefSeq and is a predicted model, not a curated record. Gene Ontology annotation, molecular function: syntaxin binding. The transcript has 18 exons. Gene Ontology annotation, cellular component: cytoplasmic vesicle. Gene Ontology annotation, biological process: insulin receptor signaling pathway; regulation of insulin secretion involved in cellular response to glucose stimulus.